Pisolithus orientalis is the source of this 2997-nucleotide messenger RNA. RefSeq names its product 26S proteasome regulatory complex non-ATPase subcomplex Rpn1 subunit. Gene Ontology annotation, molecular function: enzyme regulator activity. The record is from RefSeq and is a predicted model, not a curated record. Gene Ontology annotation, biological process: regulation of protein catabolic process; proteasome-mediated ubiquitin-dependent protein catabolic process. Gene Ontology annotation, cellular component: nucleus; proteasome complex; proteasome storage granule. NCBI's taxonomy places the organism in Eukaryota, Fungi, Basidiomycota, Agaricomycetes, Boletales, Pisolithaceae. The coding region runs from base 34 to 2892 and encodes 952 amino acids. The transcript is spliced from 12 exons.
CGCAAAACACUAUUAGCUAGGUUGACACUCGCCAUGCCAGAGCGCCAGGUUGCAGAAAUCAAGGCUUUUGCGGAGGAUCCAAAGAACAAGAAGAAAGAGGAUGAUGACAGGGACAAGCUCAACCCUUCCAAACCCAAUGGCGACAAGAGAGACGAGGAGGAAGAGCUUUCGGAGGAAGAUGCACAGCUCAAGGCAGAGCUGGAAAUGCUUGUCGAGCGACUAAAGGAAUCAAACACGAACCUGUACCGUCCUGCCCUCGAAACUCUCCGAACACUCAUCAGGACUUCGACCUCUUCAAUGACGUCUGUUCCGAAACCACUCAAGUUUCUGCACCCGCAUUACCCAGGGCUCCAGAGCCUCUUUGAAACCUGGCCAACAUCGGAGGACAAGAGUCUCUUUGCAGAUAUUCUGUCCGCUCUUGCGAUGACCUACUCCGAUACACAACCUAGGGGUACCCUUCGAUAUCGUCUCAUAUCCGCCUCCCUCAUGCCUUCCUCCUCAACGAUCCCCGAACCUGGGUCGUGGGGCCAUGAAUACGUCCGACAUCUUGCGGCAGAGCUCGGGGAGGAGUAUACCAUCCGACAAGAAGGAGAGGAGUCCCCUAGCCCGGAGAAACCCAACGCAGAGCUAGUAACAAUACCGGGCUCCAUCGAAGAUUUACACGCGCUGGGACUAGAAUGUGCCAAAUUUUUCCUUGGCCAUAACGCAGAGCCAGACGCCGUCGAUCUUCUCGUGGAGCUGGAGAUCGUGGAUCGGAUAGCUGACCUUGUCGAUAUAAACACGUUCGGUCGGGUCUGCACGUACAUGGAUCGCUGCGUAAAUCUUUUACCCCCUCCGGACGAUGUUACCUUCCUGCGGACUAUACACAAAGUUUACCUCCAAUUCUCCAAAUUACCUGAAGCACUGAGCAUUGGGAUGCGUUUGAAUGACGCCGACCUCAUUCGAGAGGAUUUCAACGCGUCUGGGAAUCCGAUAAUGCGGCGCCAACUUGCGUUUCUGCUGGCUCGGUCGCAAAUUCCUGUUGAAUGGUUGCAUCCACCACCAUCUGAAGACGCUGACGGGGAGGCGGAGUUCCCAAAAGACAUAAUGGAAUGUCUAAGUAACACUAACCUAAGCAAGUUCUUUAAAGAAUUCGGAAAAGAACUUGGCGUUGCGGAUCCCAAGAGCUUAGAGGACGUGUAUAAAAGCCAUCUCGAGAACACCCGGGGAGGGCUCUCAGCGAAUGUCGACUCUGCACGGGGUAACUUGGCAGGCACCUUCGUAAAUGCGUUCGUGAACGCUGGCUUUGGGAACGACAAACUUAUGGUAGAAGCAGAGGAAGGAAACAGUUGGGUCUAUAAGAACAAGGAUCAUGGGAUGAUGAGCGCGGUUGCCAGUCUCGGUCUCAGUCUGCUCUGGGACACUGAUAUUGGUCUCAGUCACGUUGACAAGUAUACGUACUCGUCAGAAGAACACAUCAAAGCCGGUGCUCUCCUUGCCACUGGACUACUUAAUGCCGGCGUCCGUACGGAAGCCGAUGCUGCACUUGCCCUUCUCGGUGAAUACGUCACGAAUGCGUCGCUUUCUUUGAAAACCGCUUCAAUUGUCGGCUUGGGACUCGCAUACGCUGGGUCACAUCGGGAGGACCUGUUUAACAUUCUAUUACCUUUGGUCGCCGAUGAAGAUACGUCCAUGGAGGUCGCUUCGCUGAGUGCGCUCGCUCUUGGGUUUGUGUUUGUGGGCAGUGGGAACGGGGACAUCAUUAGUACCAUUUUACAAACUCUCAUGGAACGGGACGAGCGGGCGCUUGGCGAGAAGUGGGGUCGCUUUUUGGCAUUGAGUCUUGCCCUCUUGUUCGUUGGUCUGCAAGAUGCAUCCGACGCAACACUAGAAACGCUGAAGACCAUUGAGCAUCCCAUUUCUAAGCAGGCACAGAUUCUCGUUGAGAUAUGUUCUUUUGUGGCUACUGGAAAUGUCUUGCGCGUACAACGGCUCCUCCACCUGUGCGGAGAACAUCUGGAAGCUGUGAAAGAGAAGGAAGAAGCCCAAAAGGAAAAACAGAAGGAAAAGGCAGAGAAGAAAGAAGACAGCAAGGAAGAAAGUAAACCGGAUGACACCUUCCGAUCAUUUGCCGUCCUCGGUAUUGCAAUGAUUGCCAUGGGAGAGGAGAUUGGGGCGGAAAUGUCCAUGAGGCAGUUCAAUCAUUUGAUGCAUUAUGGUGACCCGAUUAUCCGCAAGUCUGUUCCUCUUGCUCUGGGUCUUAUCAGCGCCUCCAAUCCACAACUCACCGUCCUUGAUACGCUGUCCAAGUACAGCCAUGAUAGCGACUUACAGGUUGCUUUGAACGCCAUAUUUGCUAUGGGCUUAGUUGGCGCUGGUACGAACAAUGCACGGCUGGCGCAGAUGCUUCGCCAAUUGGCGGUGUACUACUACAAAGAACCUGACUGCUUGUUCGUGGUACGCGUAGCUCAGGGCCUGGUGCAUAUGGGCAAGGGCACCAUAGGAAUCAACCCUUUCUUUAGCGACCGUAACAUAUUGAGUCGACCGGCCGUCGCUGGCUUACUGGCAGCAAUAAUGGCAUUCACAGAUGCAAAAGCUUUCGUGCUUGACAAGUACCAUUGGAUGCUGUACUUCCUGGUGACUGCCAUGUACCCGCGGUUCCUCAUCACCCUUAACGAGGAUUUGGAAUCUCUUCCUGUUACAGUCCGCGUUGGCCAGGCUGUGGAUGUUGUCGGUCAAGCAGGCAAACCCCGAACUAUCUCGGGUUUCCAGACCCAUCAGACUCCUGUGCGGUUGGGUACCACCGAGAGAGCUGAGUUGGCAACAGAAGAGUACAUUCCAUACGCACAUGUGCUAGAAGGGUUUGUCGUUCUGCGGAAGAACCCGGGCUGGGAGGAGACGAUGCAGCUGUAGUUCCAAAAUACAUAUAUAGUGCUUGUACGCAUUGUUAGAUUACAUUGAUUUUAUCAAGGCUCGCUUUCUGAAGCAGCCCUUCGGGGCAUUCUUUGGGCAUGGGGC